Messenger RNA from Musa acuminata AAA Group (dessert banana), 1731 nucleotides. Its product is annotated as guanosine nucleotide diphosphate dissociation inhibitor 2. NCBI's taxonomy places the organism in Eukaryota, Viridiplantae, Streptophyta, Magnoliopsida, Zingiberales, Musaceae. Gene Ontology annotation, cellular component: cytoplasm. The transcript is spliced from 13 exons. The record is from RefSeq and is a predicted model, not a curated record. Gene Ontology annotation, biological process: vesicle-mediated transport; protein transport; small GTPase-mediated signal transduction. Gene Ontology annotation, molecular function: Rab GDP-dissociation inhibitor activity. Bases 138 to 1472 code for a protein of 444 amino acids.
AGACUUCCUCCUCGAGGAAGGCAUUUCCCUGUGUUCUCGUAUUGUUGUCUCCUUCCUUUUCCCUUUUAUCCCCCCUUCAAUCUCUCGCAGAUAGAUCUCCAGCCCUCGCCCUACCUCGGUGGUAUCCCGUCCUCGCCAUGGAUGAGGAGUACGACGUGAUCGUCCUGGGGACCGGGCUGAAGGAGUGCAUCCUCAGCGGCCUCCUCUCAGUCGACGGCCUCAAGGUCCUACAUAUGGAUAGAAACGAAUAUUAUGGAGGAGAGUCAACAUCACUUAAUCUCAUCCAGCUCUGGAAAAGGUUCAGAGGUAGUGAUAAACCUCCAGCACAACUCGGACCUAGCAGAGAUUACAAUGUCGACAUGAUUCCAAAGUUUAUGAUGGCUAAUGGUACUUUGGUACGCACACUUAUACAUACUGAUGUCACAAAGUAUCUGUCUUUCAAAGCUGUGGAUGGGAGCUAUGUCUUUAAUAAGGGAAAGAUCCACAAGGUUCCUGCCACUGAUAUGGAGGCAUUGAAAUCUCCAUUGAUGGGGUUGUUUGAGAAGCGGCGAGCUCGAAAAUUCUUCAUUUAUGUCCAAAAUUAUGAUGAAAGUGAUCCAAAAACGCAUGAAGGAUUGGACCUUACAAGAGUGACGACAAAAGAAUUUAUCUCAAAAUUUGGUUUGGAUGAUAACACUGUUGAUUUUAUUGGCCAUGCCUUGGCUCUUCAUCGAGAUGAUCAGUAUCUAAAUGAGCCUGCACUUGAUACUGUGAAAAGGAUUAAGUUAUAUGAAGAAUCUUUAGCUCGUUUCCAAGGAGGCUCACCAUACAUAUACCCUUUGUAUGGAUUAGGGGAGUUACCACAGGCUUUUGCGCGCCUUAGUGCUGUUUAUGGUGGGACAUACAUGUUGAAUAAACUAGAAUGCAAGGUCGAAUUUGAUAUGGAAGGAAAAGCUUGUGGUGUGACAUCUGAAGGAGAAACAGCUCGAUGCAAGAAAGUUGUUUGUGAUCCUUCGUACCUACCAAACAAGGUUAGGAAGGUGGGAAAGGUUGCAAGGGCGAUUGCCAUUAUGAGCCAUCCGAUCCCAAAUACCGAUGAGUCUCAUUCAGCACAGGUUAUAUUGCCACAGAAGCAACUUGGACGCAAGUCUGACAUGUAUCUAUUUUGUUGUUCUUACUCGCAUAACGUUGCCCCCAAAGGGAAGUUUAUCGCCUUUGUCUCAACAGAAGCUGAGACUGAUAGGCCAGAAGUGGAACUAAAGCCUGGGAUUGAUCUUCUUGGGCCUGUGGAUGAGCUAUUUUUUGAGACUUAUGACAUAUAUGAGCCUGUCAAUGAACCCUCGCUGGAUAAUUGCUUCAUCUCAACUAGUUAUGAUGCUACAACCCAUUUUGAGUCAACCGUCAUGGACGUGCUGUCCAUGUAUACCAUGAUCACUGGAAAGACUCUUGAUCUCAGCGUGGAUCUAAGUGCUGCUAGUGCUGCUGAAGAAUGACAAUCGCAGCUCAUCCAUGAUAAUCUUUCUCGAUUGAGCUCUGUUAUUUUCAUCAGAUGACUGUCAUGCUGCACCAUUCCGAUCGAAGCUGGGUUGCUUUAUCAUAGUUGAUGUGGAAAUGCUACUUGAGAAAUUUUUUCUAAAACCUACUAGAAACACGACUUAUCUACAACUUCUACUCUAUUGGAGUACUGUAAUGUCAUACAAGGGCAAGAACAUGAUUUAAGGGAUAAUUCAAGUUGCUUGUUUCGGUUUUAAA